AUUCCAGCUGCGACUGCUGAGGGAGAAAAUGAUGCCCAGGUUGGGCUCCCCGGCCCACCGGCCGAGGAGAGGCCUGCGCUGCACACGCGCAGACCGAGCAUCCGCGUCAAGAGGCGAAGAGAGCGCGCGCUCCCCACGUCCUGCGCUCCUGGCUGCCGGGCAUUCGUCUCAGCCGUGACUCUCGCCAGGCCGGGGCUGGCGCGCCCACGUCUGAAGAGCGAUGCCCCGGGAGAUCAUCACCCUGCAGCUGGGCCAGUGCGGCAACCAGAUUGGGUUCGAGUUCUGGAAACAGCUGUGCGCCGAGCAUGGUAUCAGCCCCGAGGGCAUCGUGGAGGAAUUCGCCACCGAGGGCACUGACCGCAAGGACGUCUUUUUCUACCAGGCAGACGAUGAGCACUACAUCCCCCGGGCCGUGCUGCUGGACUUGGAACCCCGGGUGAUCCACUCCAUCCUCAACUCCCCCUAUGCCAAGCUCUACAACCCAGAGAACAUCUACCUGUCGGAACAUGGAGGAGGAGCUGGCAACAACUGGGCCAGCGGAUUCUCCCAGGGUGAGAAAAUUCAUGAAGACAUCUUUGACAUCAUAGACCGAGAAGCAGAUGGAAGUGACAGUUUGGAGCUCCAGAACAGCUCCAGAGUGAUAAAGGGCUUCGUGCUGUGUCACUCCAUCGCUGGGGGUACGGGUUCUGGCCUGGGCUCCUACCUCCUGGAGCGACUGAAUGACAGGUACCCCAAGAAGCUAGUGCAGACUUAUUCAGUGUUUCCCUACCAGGACGAGAUGAGCGACGUAGUGGUUCAGCCCUACAAUUCACUCCUGACACUCAAGAGGCUGACGCAGAACGCAGAUUGUGUGGUGGUGCUGGACAACACAGCCCUGAACCGGAUUGCCACAGACCGCCUGCACAUCCAGAACCCGUCCUUCUCCCAGAUCAACCAGCUGGUGUCCACCAUCAUGUCGGCCAGCACCACCACCCUGCGCUACCCCGGCUACAUGAACAAUGACCUCAUCGGCCUCAUCGCCUCGCUCAUUCCCACCCCACGGCUCCACUUCCUCAUGACCGGCUACACCCCGCUCACUACAGACCAGUCAGUGGCCAGCGUGAGGAAGACCACGGUCCUGGAUGUCAUGAGGCGGCUGCUGCAGCCCAAGAACGUGAUGGUGUCCACAGGCCGAGACCGCCAGACCAACCACUGCUACAUCGCCAUCCUCAACAUCAUCCAGGGAGAGGUGGACCCCACCCAGGUCCACAAGAGCCUGCAGAGGAUCCGGGAACGGAAGUUGGCCAACUUCAUCCCGUGGGGCCCCGCCAGCAUCCAGGUGGCCCUGUCGAGGAAGUCUCCCUACCUGCCCUCGGCCCACCGGGUCAGCGGGCUCAUGAUGGCCAACCACACCAGCAUCUCCUCGCUCUUUGAAAGUUCCUGCCAGCAGUUUGACAAGCUGCGGAAGCGGGAUGCCUUCCUCGAGCAGUUCCGUAAGGAGGACAUGUUCAAGGACAACUUUGAUGAGAUGGACAGGUCUAGGGAGGUUGUUCAGGAGCUCAUUGAUGAGUACCAUGCGGCCACCCAGCCAGACUACAUUUCCUGGGGCACCCAGGAGCAGUGAUUUCCCUCCCCACUACUCCUUCUCCUUCUAGAUGGUAACCACAGCCUCGACCAUGCCUGCUCCCUCUGACCCAGCUUCACCUCAUGGACAACCCUUCUUGGUUCAUCUCCAGCCCGUGAGCUGGUCCUGCUUCCUCCCUUCCAUGCCCUAACUUUUAAUAUGCUUGUUCAGCUCUAAUAAAGUAAUAAAGCUUGGUUGUCAGUAUA
Homo sapiens (human) is the source of this 1809-nucleotide messenger RNA. It is a transcript of the gene TUBG2, whose product is annotated as tubulin gamma 2. The record is from RefSeq and is marked validated. Gene Ontology annotation, cellular component: gamma-tubulin complex; spindle microtubule; pericentriolar material. Gene Ontology annotation, molecular function: GTP binding; structural molecule activity. Lineage: Eukaryota; Metazoa; Chordata; Mammalia; Primates; Hominidae. Gene Ontology annotation, biological process: microtubule-based process; cytoplasmic microtubule organization; microtubule nucleation. The transcript is spliced from 12 exons. The coding region runs from base 221 to 1603 and encodes 460 amino acids.